Messenger RNA from Cladophialophora carrionii CBS 160.54, 165 nucleotides. RefSeq lists its product as uncharacterized. The coding region runs from base 1 to 165 and encodes 54 amino acids. Lineage: Eukaryota; Fungi; Ascomycota; Eurotiomycetes; Chaetothyriales; Herpotrichiellaceae. The transcript has 2 exons. The record is from RefSeq and is a predicted model, not a curated record. Gene Ontology annotation, biological process: mitochondrial electron transport, cytochrome c to oxygen.
AUGCUCCGACGGGGCCUCGUCUUGGAUCUCAGCAUCGCUGGCGGUCUCGGCACGACGUUCGGCUACCUCUGGUGGUACGGCUUCCACUUGCCCCGUGUGCGAGCCCGCGACAGUUUCUACGCCCGUCUAGAAGAUCAACGUGCGCGGGAUGCAGGGUUCAAGUAG